AUGUGGCCAUUUACCAAUAGCAAUGUCAAAGAGACUACUAAAAUAACAGAUGAAUUACCAGACAAUUUGAAAGACUUUUUCAAAAAGACUGAUCUUGAUGCAAAAACUGAAUCUAUUUUUGAACCAAACGAGAAGGAUAAGAUUGUCGAUGCCAUCUUACAAGAACAUAAUAAAAGUGGAAAAUAUUCUCAUGAUUUAGAUAUGUAUAAGAGAACUGACUCUCCUAGAAAAGUAUUAUCUAUUAACUGUGCUGAAAUUCAAAAACAUGUAAUUGAUUGCUUGCGUGGGUGGACGUUGACUAAAACCACCUAUUGUCAGGAAGAAAUGAACAAUAACAGAGACUGCGUGGACAUACAAAGAAAUGCUCUAAAAAAUCUUUAUUACGACUCAUGUAUAGAUGUGACUCAAUGUAAUAAGAUUAGAUAUAUAAUUGACAAAUUAUUCAUUGAAAACUUUGGACAGUACGGAGAUAAUAUAAAUGAGGCUAGUAGGAUCAAGUUUGACCGAGACAUCAACAAUGCAUUUUACAAGAUAUGGAAAUGA
Molecule: messenger RNA, 543 nt
Organism: Priceomyces carsonii
Lineage: Eukaryota; Fungi; Ascomycota; Pichiomycetes; Serinales; Debaryomycetaceae
Exons: 1
Coding region: 1-543 (180 amino acids)
Source: RefSeq, a predicted model, not a curated record